Messenger RNA from Anolis carolinensis (green anole), 9904 nucleotides. RefSeq names its product disco interacting protein 2 homolog C (gene dip2c). Lineage: Eukaryota; Metazoa; Chordata; Lepidosauria; Squamata; Anolidae. The transcript is spliced from 40 exons. The record is from RefSeq and is a predicted model, not a curated record. The coding region runs from base 677 to 5626 and encodes 1649 amino acids.
GAGCAGCAGCAGCAGCAGCAAGAGCAGCAGGAGCAGCAAAGAGAAGCAGAGGCAGCUUUGGAGGCGCUGCAGCGAGAAGGAGAAAGAGAAGAAUCCUCAUCCUCAGCCGGGGUGGAGCGAGCGAGGAGUGCCAGAAAGAGAGAGAGAAGGACGGACGGAAAAAGGGAGAGCCGAGCCGAGGAGUGAGCCAGCUGCUCAGUGGCGAGGGUGUUUCUUCCCCACCCGCCACGCGAAAGGAUUUGGCCAGGAUUGCCACUCGGAAGGGGAAAAGAGACAGCCCAUUCCCCGCACCACUAUGGCGGGGCUCCAUUGAAAACAGGCGGAGGAAGAAGCAGAGGCAAAGGAGGAGGAGGCAGGUCUCUCUCUCUCUCUCUCUCUCGGUGCCUUCCUUCGCUCUCCGCCCCAUCGCUGCGCUGCGUGGACUUGCUUGUGGGAAGAGAGAGGGAGAGAAGGGACUCUGGGCGUCCGGGAGGGCUGGGACCGGAGGGGCCUUUGGCUCUGAAUCGGAGGGAGGAAGAGGAGAGGUCGGGUCCCUCUGCCUCGCCUUCCUCCUCCUCCUCCUCCUGCCGCUGCGGCGCCUUCACCGAGGCGUGUGUUGCGAACAAAGAGAAGGAAGGCAGAGGAGAAAAGAGGAGGAAGGGAGCAGGAGCCAAGCGGAGCCUCUGGACCGGCGACGAUGGCGGACCGCAGCCUGGAGGGCCUCUCCUUGCCGCUGGAGGUGCGAGCCCGGCUGGCCGAGCUGGAGCUGGAGCUCUCGGAAGGUGACAUCACACAGAAGGGCUAUGAAAAGAAGAGAUCAAAAUUAAUUGGGGCCUACUUGCCACAACCUCCAGCGGCGAAUGGAGCUGCCGCGGUACGGUGUAGACUGCAGCACAGUGAAGGGGCCGCGAGGAGGACGCUCCGCACUAGCAACAUUGGGGUCUGUGACAUCCGGGAAGCAGCAGCUAGAGAGCGCUCAGCACCGCACAGCACAGCCGCAAACCGGCCUCUCUUUUACUUUCGUUUUGGAGUGGAUCAAGCUCUGCCACAAGAACGCCGAACCCCCGUAACGCCUUCGUCCUCCUCUCGCUACCACCGACGCAGGUCCUCAGGGUCACGUGAUGAGCGCUAUCGGUCAGAUGUUCACACAGAAGCAGUCCAGGCAGCUCUUGCAAAACAUAAAGAAAGGAAGAUGGCGGUCCCUAUGCCGUCCAAGAGACGUUCAUUGGUGGUGCAGACAUCAAUGGAUGCCUACACACCUCCAGAUACCUCGUCUGGUUCAGAAGAUGAAGGCUCUAUACAGGGCGAUUCACAGGGAACUCCAACCUCAAGCCAAGGGAGUAUAAAUAUGGAACACUGGAUCAGUCAAGCAAUCCAUGGCUCUACAACAUCUACAACGUCUUCAUCUUCAACACAAAGUGGUGGCAGUGGCGCUGCGCAUAGGCUAGCUGAUGUAAUGGCACAAACACAUAUAGAAAACCAUUCCGCACCUCCAGAUGUUACCACUUACACCUCGGAACAUUCAAUACAAGUAGAAAGACCACAAGGUUCAACGUCAAGGGCGGCACCAAAAUAUGGAAAUGCUGAACUUAUGGAAACUGGCGAUGGAGUUCCAGUAAGUAGCAGAGUGUCAGCAAAAAUUCAGCAACUGGUCAACACCUUAAAACGACCCAAACGACCACCGUUACGAGAGUUUUUUGUAGAUGACUUUGAAGAAUUGUUAGAAGUUCAACAGCCAGACCCAAACCAACCAAAGCCAGAGGGAGCUCAGAUGCUGGCGAUGCGCGGGGAACAACUGGGCGUGGUUACGAAUUGGCCUCCAUCUCUUGAAGCAGCUUUGCAACGAUGGGGCACCAUUUCCCCAAAAGCUCCUUGCCUAACCACUAUGGAUACCAAUGGAAAACCACUAUAUAUUCUCACUUACGGCAAACUUUGGACUCGCAGUAUGAAGGUUGCUUACAAUAUACUGCAUAAAUUGGGCACAAAGCAAGAACCCAUGGUGCGACCAGGAGACAGGGUAGCGCUAGUAUUCCCCAACAAUGACCCUGCUGCUUUUAUGGUAGCAUUUUAUGGCUGCUUACUUGCAGAAGUUGUCCCUGUUCCUAUUGAAGUGCCACUUACCAGAAAGGGGACUCCUCCUUCUGUCUGGAUUUUCAUAGAAGCCAAACCAAAUGAGAGCUCAUUUCUGAAGACUUUUCUUGCAAAAGAUGCAGGAAGCCAACAGAUAGGCUUCUUGCUUGGCAGCUGUGGUGUUACUGUGGCCUUGACUAGUGACGCGUGCCAUAAAGGACUGCCUAAGAGCCCCACGGGGGAAAUACCACAGUUUAAAGGCUGGCCGAAAUUGCUGUGGUUUGUCACAGAGUCAAAACAUCUUUCAAAACCUCCUCGAGAUUGGUUUCCACAUAUCAAAGAUGCAAACAACGACACAGCUUACAUUGAGUACAAAACAUGCAAAGAUGGAAGUGUUCUUGGGGUUACUGUGACAAGAAUUGCACUGCUGACCCACUGUCAAGCUCUUACACAAGCCUGUGGAUAUACAGAAGCUGAAACAAUUGUGAACGUAUUAGAUUUCAAGAAGGAUGUUGGCUUGUGGCAUGGGAUUCUUACAAGUGUUAUGAACAUGAUGCAUGUCAUAAGCAUCCCAUAUUCGUUAAUGAAAGUGAACCCACUUUCAUGGAUACAGAAAGUUUGCCAGUACAAAGCAAAAGUUGCCUGUGUAAAAUCCAGGGAUAUGCACUGGGCAUUAGUAGCACAUAGAGAUCAACGAGAUAUCAACCUUUCCUCGCUCCGUAUGCUAAUAGUAGCUGAUGGCGCCAAUCCAUGGUCUAUUUCUAGUUGCGAUGCGUUUCUUAAUGUCUUCCAAAGCAAAGGCCUAAGACAAGAAGUCAUCUGUCCUUGUGCUAGUUCACCAGAAGCUCUCACAGUGGCUAUUAGAAGGCCAACAGAUGACAGCAACCAACCACCGGGCCGAGGGGUCCUGUCCAUGCAUGGCCUUACCUAUGGCGUCAUUAGAGUGGAUUCGGAAGAAAAGCUUUCUGUGCUAACAGUGCAAGAUGUUGGUUUGGUGAUGCCAGGAGCCAUCAUGUGUGCAGUGAAACCAGAUGGAGUGCCUCAGCUCUGUCGAACAGAUGAAGUAGGUGAACUCUGUGUAUGUGCAAUUGCUACUGGUACGUCAUACUAUGGGCUCUCUGGAAUGACCAAAAACACAUUUGAGGUGUUCCCUAUGACCAGUUCAGGCGCACCAAUAAGUGAAUACCCUUUUAUAAGAACUGGACUGCUUGGUUUUAUUGGCCCAGGUGGACUUGUAUUUGUCGUUGGCAAAAUGGACGGCCUUAUGGUUGUUAGUGGACGAAGGCACAAUGCGGAUGACAUCGUAGCCACAGCACUGGCAGUGGAACCAAUGAAAUUUGUCUAUCGGGGAAGAAUAGCCGUGUUUUCCGUGAGUGUCCUUCAUGAUGAGAGGAUAGUUAUUGUUGCUGAACAAAGGCCAGACUCUACAGAGGAAGAUAGCUUUCAGUGGAUGAGCAGAGUUCUACAGGCUAUAGACAGUAUCCAUCAAGUGGGUGUUUAUUGUUUAGCCCUGGUCCCAGCAAACACGCUCCCAAAGACUCCUCUUGGUGGAAUCCACUUAUCAGAAACUAAACAGCUUUUCCUGGAAGGAGCAUUACAUCCUUGUAAUGUGUUGAUGUGUCCACACACCUGUGUAACAAAUCUGCCUAAACCAAGACAAAAACAGCCAGAAAUUGGCCCUGCCUCUGUGAUGGUGGGGAAUCUGGUCUCUGGAAAAAGAAUUGCUCAGGCAAGUGGCAGAGAUUUGGGACAAAUAGAAGAUAACGAUCAAGCCAGAAAGUUCCUGUUUCUCUCUGAAGUCUUACAAUGGAGGGCGCAAACAACUCCUGAUCAUGUGCUUUACACAUUACUAAAUUGUAGGGGAACAAUAGCAAAUUCUCUAACGUGUGUUCAGCUACAUAAACGAGCUGAAAAGAUAGCAGUUAUGUUGAUGGAACGGGGACAUUUACAAGACGGCGAUCACGUUGCUUUAGUCUACCCACCAGGGAUAGAUUUGAUUGCUGCGUUUUACGGGUGCUUAUACGCAGGCUGCGUGCCGAUCACGGUUCGUCCUCCACAUCCGCAGAACAUUGCGACAACGUUGCCCACAGUGAAGAUGAUUGUGGAGGUGAGUCGAUCUGCCUGUUUAAUGACAACGCAAUUAAUAUGUAAAUUGUUACGAUCGCGAGAAGCGGCAGCAGCUGUGGAUGUCAGAACGUGGCCUCCUAUAUUAGACACAGAUGAUUUGCCAAAGAAGCGGCCUCCUCAGAUCUACAAACCGUCUAACCCUGACAUGCUGGCUUAUCUCGAUUUCAGUGUAUCCACAACUGGAAUGCUAGCAGGGGUGAAGAUGUCUCAUUCCGCCACUAGUGCCUUCUGUCGUUCUAUUAAGCUGCAGUGUGAGCUUUAUCCUUCUAGAGAAGUUGCUAUCUGUUUGGACCCUUACUGUGGACUUGGGUUUGUCCUUUGGUGCCUCUGUAGCGUUUAUUCGGGACACCAGUCUAUUUUGAUUCCCCCCUCAGAACUGGAGACCACGCCUGCCCUCUGGCUCUUGGCUGUGAGUCAGUACAAAGUGAGAGACACUUUUUGCUCUUACUCUGUGAUGGAGCUUUGCACCAAGGGCCUCGGUUCCCAAACAGAAUCGUUGAAGGCAAGGGGACUGGACCUCUCCAGAGUGCGGACAUGUGUGGUUGUGGCAGAAGAACGGCCCCGGAUAGCUCUGACACAGUCUUUUUCAAAGCUUUUUAAAGAUCUAGGCCUACACCCCAGGGCUGUCAGCACAUCAUUUGGCUGCAGAGUUAACCUGGCGAUAUGUUUGCAGCCACACAGGCUGGGAAAACUGGCCGAGCAGGGGACAUCUGGGCCCGAUCCAACCACAGUGUAUGUUGACAUGAGGGCCCUCAGACACGACAGGGUGCGUUUAGUAGAAAGAGGAUCACCACAUAGUUUGCCCCUCAUGGAAUCAGGAAAGAUCCUCCCUGGCGUUCGUAUCAUUAUUGCCAAUCCAGAAACAAAGGGACCCCUGGGAGAUUCUCAUCUCGGAGAGAUAUGGGUUCAUAGUGCUCAUAAUGCAAGUGGCUACUUCACUAUCUAUGGAGAUGAGUCCUUACAGUCAGAUCAUUUUAACUCAAGACUUAGUUUUGGAGACACACAAACCAUCUGGGCACGGACUGGCUACUUGGGAUUCCUCAGAAGAACAGAACUUACAGAUGCAAAUGGGGAGCGGCAUGAUGCACUUUAUGUAGUAGGUGCACUAGAUGAAGCCAUGGAAUUGCGAGGAAUGAGGUAUCACCCUAUAGAUAUUGAGACAUCUGUAAUUAGAGCACAUAAAAGCAUUACAGAAUGUGCGGUGUUCACCUGGACAAAUUUGUUGGUUGUUGUUGUGGAGCUGGAUGGAUCAGAACAAGAAGCCUUAGACCUGGUUCCUCUAGUCACCAACGUGGUCCUGGAGGAACAUUACCUGAUUGUAGGGGUGGUGGUGGUGGUGGACGUUGGUGUAAUCCCUAUCAACUCCCGUGGAGAGAAACAACGUAUGCACCUACGAGAUGGAUUUUUGGCAGACCAACUAGAUCCCAUCUAUGUGGCCUACAACAUGUAGUCUUGUAUCUUUCAGGCUUCUAUGGACAUUACUUUAGAUGUAUAAAACAUUUUUUGACAUACACUAAACAGUGUGCUGAUAAGAAAGGGACGCUCUUCAGAUUGGAACUGUGUUUCUAUUGGGACUCACUGAAGCGCUCAUUAUUAGCAGGACAAAAAAAUGUGAAAUGUGUUUCUUUUACCACUACAUUUUAGCACAGAAGGACUUUGGGGUACUGCCUUCAGUUUGUUGGAAAGCCCAUUAUUAGACUUUUUAAAAAAGAUUAUUUUUUGCUUAUUGGGAUGAUACUGCUUUCUAAGUAAUAUGGCUUUGUAUUUUAUGUUAAACUGAAGUAGCUUUUUUUUAAUCUGCCCUCCAAGUGGAUAUUUUUGAACCGCUCAUAAUAUGAUUGAAUUGUUUCGGUUUGCUUGUUUUUAAAUGUCCAUAAAAAUCUUUUCCAAUAUGGAUCCAUUACUAAUUUUAAGCCAUUUUCUAUUCCAUUGUCUUAGGAAAUGACAUUGAGGUACGAGGAAAAUACCCAAAACAGCACCUUCUUAAAUUAGAGUUUUUAACAGCUUUCUCUCCUGGAAAUGCUGAAAAUUCAAAGGUGGAAAGAGCCUUUGGUUAUUAGUGUUAGAAUGAACAGAAAUUUAUAAAUAAGGUGUAUUUCGGCAAUGAACUUGCAGAUAUCUUUGUACUAAACUAAAAAGAUAAAAUAAGUUAACUACGUCUGUAAUUAUGUACAAAAUCUUUAAUUUAUUUUGAUCUCUUUAGAAGUAUAAAAGAGAAACAUUCAAGAAUAUUAAGCUCUUGUAAUGUUUGCUAAUAUAAAAAAACAAAAGGGGUUGUAUUAUCUUGAGUGGAUAGUAUCACAUCAAAUAUAUAUAUAUGAAAUAUAAAUUCACUAAUGACAAAAAGAAAAAAGAUUUUAAAGUUUUAAAAAAAGGAUGCAGUACUCAUCACUUGCAUGGUGUCUCUUUUCCCACUGUAGAUAAGCAAACAUUAUUCACAGGUUUUGAGAGAGAGAGGAAAAAAGCAGUCCUGGAUUCCUAAGUAUCCCUGUCUAAAAAAGAAUCUUCCAAAUAUCAGCAAGUGACACCAUUAUUCUGCCUGCAAGGCCGUGAGUGAGUUUGUAAGGUCGCAGUCCUGCCUCCUUGCCUGUGCAGAGUACCGGAGGUGAAGUGGUUCCUGUAGAGUGCCAAGACCACGGUCUCCUUUACCACCAGCUGCCAUCAGGUCCAGGUGCUUUUCCAAGCUUGCUUUUUUCAGCAAGGCAACUGGGUUUUCCCCACAGACCUCUCAUACUUACGCCUUGACAGCCCAGUCACUGUUCUUCAUUUGUUUGUGGUUCUGCUCUUUCUGCUGUCUGCCUCUACUCUAGAACACUGCUUCUUAAACUGUCCCCAAAUCGGGUCCCUUUAGCUCUAUGUUGGGGUUCAAAUAAAGUUGGCAACAGUAAAAGGUUUCUGGCCAUCACCUAGUGAUUGUUUUAUGAGAUUAUCACUCUCACUGUUAAAGAGUUGCUAUCCCACUUUAAAUUCUACGGUUGCCUCCUGUAGAAUUUUGGGAUUUGUAAUUUAGAGUGGGGCCUUUAAAUCCUGUGGUUGCCUCCUUGUAGAGUUCUGGUGUUUGUAGUUUAAUGAGGCCGAGGACUUCUCUGGAGGAGAAUUUUAAAGUGGGAUAGCAACUCUUUAAAGUGUAGUAUGAUAAUCUCCCUAGACAUUACCCGAAUCUGUUGGCAACAACUUGCAGGGUUUACAGUGAACUUUGGAGAAAAUGCUUCAGCUCUACUUAAUAAAAAAAAAGGAAAAUCAGCCUGUUUAGCAAGCAUUGCAAUUGCUGAUUUAUUAUAAGUAAAUGUUUGAUUUGGAUAUCUAUUUUAUAUAUUUAUAUACCCGAGGUUGUGUAAACAUUUCUUGGUUGUAAAGGGGUCAUAAGUGGAAAAAGUUUAAGAAGCCCUGCUCUAGAAGCUGAGAUAGCAGCAGAAAGAGUAAUGAGUGGACGGCACGAGAAGGACCCUUUUCUGCUGCAGUGGGAACAGCUUGGGCCAGUUUGCUUGGAAGAGCAACUGCACGGCCUGGUAUGGACACCACUGGUGGGGGUCUGGCACAUAAGGCCCUAUGGGAGUCAUUCCACGUCCUGCUUUCUAUGCACCCAACAAUGUAGGAUUUGCUUUGCGGCCAAAGACUUUUAACAGUGCACUAAGAAGGAUUCUUUUUUUAAUUAUUAUUGUGAAGAUGACAGUAAAUAUCUGUGCUGGCAUGUAUGUUCAUACACUUCUUAGACGUUAGAAAAGACAGGUUUUGAAGAAUAGCACUGUUUUUCUUAGCUGCAUAAUAUUGUUGCACAAUAUUUGUCAUUUUUUAAGUUGGUGUUUUGUUUUUGUUGUUAUUUUUAUUUCUUGUGGUAAGGACAUUUUGUUUGCUUGUUUCGGUGGUCAUUUUGCACAAGAAUUUUCAUUUUUUAAAGAAAUCGAUUUGCCUCUCCGCUGGCUCCCACUGUGUUUAGUUUGGGCAAGGGGCCGUAGGGGCACGUCACACUUUGUAGAAAGUUGUUGCUCUUGAAUAAGUCUCUCUUAUAGCACAUUUGUUAUUGGAGAGUAGCCUAAAAGCCGCUCUAAAUUAUUUGGCCCCCAUUGGGUGCAACUGCUAACACGUCCUUAAUGCCAAACAGGGGAACUGAUGUUGAUGAUGCGAGUAAUCCCAUCCCUCAGUUCCAAAAGGAAUCUGCCGACAGAAGAACAGAAAAAAAAAUGCAUGGAUCACAGCUGCCUUUUGUAUGUGUGUAUGUGUUUUCAAUUUUAUUCUCUCUAGUUGAACUGAAUCUUCAGUGACUAGUUCCUUUGUUGUCUUCCUUUUUUUUAAUGCUUAUUUUUGGGUUGUCCCAAUGUUAACCUGGUUGACCUGUGUCUGAUCCCAAGGUGAAAUUUAAACAGCAGUCCAAGAAUGAUUUAUUUUAAUAGUUGAAACGUUAACUUGCUGGUGUUUGUUACAGAUAUGCAUGACUAAGACAGUUGCAGGACUAAAGCGACACGAUCUUUGUAUAACACAUAUAAGGGAAAUAUUUUUGGCUACUACUGGAAACUUCAGAGGCCCAAAUUUCUUUUUGUUUUUGUUAUUUUCAAGAAGGGAUGAUGGGUGGGCUUUCUUAAAGGUAAGGGAUGGUUUUUAGUCUGCAUGUGGAAGACAGAGCAUCUCAACACAGCAAACUCCUUUGGGAUUAUUAUUAUUUUUAACAUUUUCUAUCGCCUCUUUCCCAGAUUUCUUUUGCCCUGUGAAUAUUUCAACUUGUGCUCAAAAGACCAAUCCUGAAGCAUUCUGUCUUGAGUUUUUUUUCCCUGCUGGUUUUUGUUUGUAUGUAUGUUUGUUCCCUACGACAAAACUUCUUUUUCCCCCCCUUUAAAAUGUCAAGUUGCUCUUAAGGUUUAGACAAGCCAUUGAUUGACUAUGAGCAUAAUUACAGUGUAUGAACUAACUUGUGAUGUCCUUGCUAUUGCUGAUCUCAGUGCUGCAAAACACAAAUUUAGCUGUCAUUUUGUUAAAGCAUCACUUUUAACCUUCACCAAGUCAACUUUCCACUCCUGAGGGAGGCGACAAAGGACUGCAGUGCAGUCGUAUGACGUGGUUAUUAACGGAUUUCGUCUGCAACCUGCUAUCUUGGGUUGCGCAAAAUUCCCGAAACUUGGGAUGAUAAACGAUGAUUUUAAGAAACCCGAAUUCCAAGUUUUGUUGUGCAAGUAGAGAGGAAAGAAACACACAUAUACCAUCAGAUUCAGCAAUAAAGAAGGAUUGUUCUGUAUUAGAAACUGUACUGUAGAUAAACCAUUCAUGAGAAUGUAUAAAAAAAUGUUUGUCUUGUGACCUUGUGCUUUUGAAGUCAGACAAAACCAUGUAAUCAACCUGAUGCACAUGCACACCUAAAAAGAAAGAAAGAAAAGAAAGAAAGAAAAAGAAGGAGGAUACACAAUGAACAUUUAAACACAAAACUAAUCAAACAGGAGCAGAUUCCUCAUGGUGCUUGUUUAUUAUAUAUAUUUAAUCCUGCUUGACACUUUACCCAAGGGAAAACGGUCCCUUUUAUCAGUUGAAUGUUAGCAGCGUUAUUUCAUAGAGUGUGGUGACUGGUUAGAGAAAUUCAUGUAACUCAGCCAAUCACAGUUUCAAAUGAAAAUUUUUAUGUGCAAACAAAACAGCAACCUUCUUGUAUGUUAAACCACCAGUACGCUUUGUACAUCUGUGAUAACGCCUGUUUUAUAUUCAAAUGAACAAAUAAAAGCUUUUAUUUUUGUUGCUCUGAAAA